Messenger RNA from Eurytemora carolleeae, 3217 nucleotides. Its product is annotated as sphingosine kinase 2. The record is from RefSeq and is a predicted model, not a curated record. The coding region runs from base 488 to 2221 and encodes 577 amino acids. Lineage: Eukaryota; Metazoa; Arthropoda; Copepoda; Calanoida; Temoridae. The transcript is spliced from 23 exons. Gene Ontology annotation, biological process: sphingosine biosynthetic process. Gene Ontology annotation, cellular component: cytoplasm; intracellular membrane-bounded organelle; membrane.
AACCAGUUUUUGAAUUACUCUGUCCUGGUUGUUCAGGUGGAAAAGCAAUGGUUUUUUAAAUAUUCCAAAAAUAUUCUUUAAAAAAAAGACGAUAAGCUUUUGAGUGGCGACUUUAGAUGAAAAAAACACAUUCCCGUUAAGAUCGGGGCAAACUCAUUUGUUUACCUUCGCUACCUCGUUUUAUCCUUUGUGCAAGAAUUCCUGGGAGAACUACUGCCCCCCCCCCCCCCCCCCUUCCGAAAUAAAAGCGAAUCUUUACAUACUAUGAAAUAACAGUCUUUUUCCAGAGAUUUCAGAAUUUUAAAGGGACUGUGUAUCUAUUUGAAAACAUUUAUAAUAAUUUGUUCUAUAAGCACAGGUUAGCCCAUUUCAAAAGUAAAAGGGCCAGAAUGGUCAGAAUUGUCGAUACAUAAUGAUAUUGAAGUCUCAAGGGUACCUUACUGCAUGCAGGCUGCCCACAAACAAUAACAAUCGCUUUUCCUGAAUAAUGGAUGACGAGCCGAUUCUAAAAGAUGAGUUCAGCUGGGGAUGCCGUACAGUACAAUUAAAAUUGUUUACAUUCAGUCUCCAGCUAACUGGACUACCUUGCUGCUUAAACUGUUACAAAAUACAUCACGAUAUUCUUCUAGAGGAUAUCAUUGGAACAUCAAUAUCCAACUCAAAGAAUCCUGGCUGCAAUGAUGGUGAUGGAAGGUAUUUACAUGUGUAUUGGUAUCCCAGAAAAAAGGUUUAUGAGAGCGACAAGGAGAUGAUCUUGGUCUGCAGAAAAAUUAUUUGUCUCAGGUUUAACGGCAACAAAGAAGAGGCAGCUACAAGACUGAAGGUAUGGGAUCGAUCUGUUCAGUAUUAUUCAAGAGGACUUGUCAGGAUAUCACAAGAUGCAAUAUUAUCUUAUGUACACCCUGUACAUAAACCUAUACUGUUCUUGGUUAAUCCAAAGUCAGGCAAAGGAUUAGCAGAAAAAUUGUUUCACCAGCAAAUAGAACCGGUUCUAGUUCAGGCGGGUCGUCCCUUUAAACUUCUACUCACAACCAAACCAAACCACGCCAGAGAAGUGAUUGCCCACCAGGAUUUAAGCGAAUGGGGUGCUAUUGUGGCCGUUUCAGGAGACGGAUUGAUCCAUGAGAUGAUUAAUGGAUUGUUUGAGAGGAAGGAUUGGUCGUCUUCCUUCAAAACUCCAUUCGGAGUUAUUCCCGGGGGCAGUGGAAAUGGUCUGGCUCGAUCCUUGGCUUAUCACAGAAAAGAGGUUCAUGAUAGGGAUGGUGUGUUUCAGAAUACCCUUGCUGUCAUCAGAGGAGAAAAUAAACCAAUAGAUCUUGUUUGUGUAGAAACUAAAGAGGGUCCAAUCUACUCCUGCCUCAGUAUAGGGUUCGCUUUCAUGGCAGACGUGGAUAUUGAAUCAGAGUGCCUUAGGUUUAUUGGUGAUCUAAGGUUCCCGUUAUGGAGUAUUAUCAGGUUUACAAAACUUAGAUACUACAGAGUUCGACUUUGGUACCUACCAGCUGACAAUAUGGAACUACAGAAGAAUGGUCAAAAGAAAAACAAGAAAGAGAAAAAUCAGAAGAAUGGUUCCGUUUCUAAGCGUUCUCGGCUCUCUGGCCUAGACAACAACGGUGUACAAUAUGAAGAGGGUAUGGGAGUUUAUCGGUCACAUGACCGAUAUUAUUCAACCUGUGACACAAACUACGAGAGCACAAUCUGCGAUGAUUCAUCGUUACAUUCAUAUCAGGAGAUGGACAGUGAGACUGAUUCCAAUACAUUCUGUUCAAUUUCUGAGACCAGUGAGUUCCUUUACUCAGAUCAAUCAAAGUUCAAGAUUCCAGAUUUAGGAGUUCCAACGUUAAACCAACCUGUUCCUAGUUCCUGGGUUAAAUUAGAAGACGACUUUGUUCUCCUCUACGCUGUUACUCAGUCCCAUCUGACUGCCACUAUGCAUUUCUCCCCCUCAGCUACUCCAGAUGAUGGUGUUAUAUGGUUAACCAUGAUACGCAGAAGUUACUUCUCCAGUGGCCAGGUACCGAGAUCCCUUCUUGUAAAUGUUUUCACUAAAUCGGAAUCAGGGCAGCAGGUGCUGCUUCCAGGGGUAGAAACUAUACCGGUCAAAUCAUUCCGGUUUGAACCAGUGGAUAACAGAGGUUUAAUAACAGUGGAUGGCGAAGUGAUAAAAACCGGUAAAAUCCAGGCAACCAUCCUUCCCUCAGUGCUCAAUAUGCUGGCUUAAAUGCUUAAAUUGGUUUAAAAUUUUAUCAACAAAAUAAUUUUCAAUUCCUUUGUUGUCUACGUAUUGGUGUGUGAAAUUUUUAGAUAAUGAUUUUAGAAGAAAAAAAUGGUUCUUUGAAAAGUGAGCCGCCUUCAUGAAAUAUGAUAAAAACUAUUAAACUUUUUUUGAAAACUUUUAAUAUAUAUAUAUAUAUAUAUAAAAUUAUAAGAAAAUUAAAUGAUAAAAACAAAAGACAAAGAAUUGAAAUAUGCUUUUUUAAUGUAGAGUAAAUUUCUUUUUUACAAUCUUCAUUUUUCUUUCCAUCCAGGUUUAUCCUGAAAAUGCUUAAAAAUUGUCACACCUAACUAUUGUUCUAAUCCUAUGUAUUAUGGAGAUCACGGUGUUUCAAACAUUUUGUUUCAGAAUUUAAAGAAAUAUUUUAAACUCCGUUUAUUUUUGUAUUUUUCAAUUAUAUCAAAUAUCAAUACAAUAUUUUGAUAUAUUUUCUACACUUUUUUAUAUGUUGAUAUAUAAUAUGUUCAUAAUCCAACCAAUCUAAUAACAGUAUAUUUUUAUAUAUCUUUAUUUGUAAACCACACAGAAAUCUAAUAAACAUCUUACAUCAGAAGGUUCUCCCAUAUUUAAGAUUAUUCAAAAAUAAUGAUAUUAAUUUUAAGAUGUAUGUUUAUUAGAUCUCCCUGUCCUAGUAUAGACUGCAUUUUAUAUUUUAUAUUUUGUGAAUUUUAUAUUUUUAUAUUUUUAUAUCUGUUUAAUGCUCUUGGAAACCUUUGCUUCAAAUAAAUACAUUCUUUUAUAUAUAACAUAGCCUGGUACCAAAAUAUAUAUAACAUAGCCUGGUACCAAAAUAAAAACAUUCCCAUGGUUCUACCAAGUUCCACAAUCAAAGUUUGAGGCAAAUCUGUCUAGGGGUUCACGAGUUAUGAUCGCACGUGCAUACAAAUAUAGUUUACUACUUUAUGUAGAUAUAUGUAGAAAUAAACAACAUUAAAUAAUCAA